Molecule: messenger RNA, 1464 nt
Organism: Symbiodinium sp. CCMP2592
Lineage: Eukaryota; Dinophyceae; Suessiales; Symbiodiniaceae
Source: the annotation of a GenBank genome assembly
AUGGAAAUGGCUGGGCAUGCCGUUAAUGUCGUGAAGGCUGAGAAGGACGAGCAAGAGGUCGAGAUGGAGCAAGAGGAACUCUUCUCUGAGAUCAUGGCGGAUGGCAUGAACGGCAGUGCCAUCUUCUGUUCGUCAGAAGAUGAAGUGGAUAUGGACGACACAGAGGAAACGGUGCCAGCAACAGAGUCAGCACUCGCGAGCAAGCUGUCUGGCCAAGAGGUGGCAAGCGCAAAGCCGACGACCAAAGCCGCAGGAGCCAGCGAUCAGGGUGGAGCUGCAGUGCCCCAGAUCAUUGCACCCUCACGUGUGACCACGGAUCCUGUAACUGCAUUCAAGAGCCUUGCAGUCAAAGCACCGCCCCAAAUGCCGGACACGCAUCUGCAGCCGGCUGCAAAUGCAGUUGCAGCCCCAAUGGCCCCUGGCCCAGUCCACAAAGCACCUCCCACGACAGUGGCCUCUCCCGUCCCAGAUCUGGCAGUUCCUGUAGUCGCGGCAGUGCAACAGCAAGAGGCAGCAGCAGUCCCCAUCCCACCCGCAGUGCCGCCACAGCAGGAUGCAGCAGUCCCCGACCCUCGGCAAACAGCCCCGAACAGCGCAGCAACCGCGCAGACGCUGCAGGAAGCACCGGGCACGGCAGGAUUGAACCCAGCUCCGGCAGCAUGCCACGUGCCACCUGUGCAAACAACCCCGAACAGCGGAGUAACUGCUCUAGUACUUGCGCAGACACAGCAUGCAGCACCAGGCACGGCAGCUCCAGCACCAAGCCUCAUGCCACCUCCGCAACAGCAGCCAACCAAAGAUGCAAUAGACCGUCGCAUGAGAAGGAUCAUGGCGGUAAGUAGCAAUGGCACUUACAAAGUGUCUGAGCAUAUACGCACCUUGUGGAACAAUUUGAACACACGGAACCAAGUGGUGGAUAUGUUCGCCGCCGUCGACUGGGACCCGGAACAGGAGCUGGCCAUUCGGGGUGGGCCAGGUGAUGAGAGCAUGACGAUGGAUGUGGAUGCGGUUAUGCUGCAGCCCCAAAAUGCUGUUCCUACAACGAGUGAGCUCUCGGAUCCAGCCCGGAGGGCCGACGUGACGAACGAGGAAACCAUGAAAGAGGUGCAGCAGGCGAAAAAGAAGGUGACUACCACGCUGGAUAGGAUGGAUGAGAAGCUCACACAGAUGUACAAUGCGGUGGAAGAGAAGAUCAGCAAGCUGGAGGAUCUGCACAUGACAGGUGUCGUGGACGGAUGGGAGGAGAGCCAUGGCUGCAAUUGUCUCAGUGGAUGCGAAAUACCAAUAAUGGAGGCAGCCUGCUCUAUAGGAUCCCGAAGCCCAGAUAUAAAACCGAAAACCAGUAUACUCCUGAAAUCCAAAAGGCAAAAGCGGAAUCCCCUAAAACAGCUUGCCGUUCUAUAUAGGUAUAUAACCCUGACCCUCUACAAGACUUAUCGGGUUCUGCAUAUAAUUGGACUAUAA